CUGUCCAAUAGAGUAAAGCAUUGUCUUAGGUGAUUGUUAGGUAAAGCAUUGAAAUGAAUUGAGGCCUCUGUGGUAAAUGCGUUGGUUAGGUUUGCGUUGUGUUUAGGUAAUAAAUAGGAGGCUUUGUGUAGUUAAUAAACAUUUAUCUUUGCUCUCUCCAAGACGCAUGGUGGUUGUGAAUUGUGAUCAAUGCGUUGCUUCCCCUUUCUCCUCAUUCUUCUAUUAAACGCUUCCCCUUUCUCCUCUUUUGAUAGAUAGAAAUAGUGUAGUGUAAUUAAUAUGUUAGGAAUAUGUCAACUCGGUUUAAUAAAUAUAGAUGGUGGUUGUGAAUUGUGAUCAAUGCGUUGCUUCCCCUUUCUCCUCAUUCUUCUAUUAAACGCUUCCCCUUUCUCCUCUUUUCUUCACUUCUCAAUUCGUUGCUUCUGUUCUUUUAUCUUCUCUCUUCUUUGAUCAACAGAAAUGGAUUACAAUCCGUUUACGCAGUCAUCAAACUUUGUUGGACUACUUACUAGCCAACAAAGUAUUUCCUUUGGUUCAUCUCAAGUUCCAACUCCAGUCUCUGAGGAUGUUGGUGAGCGUCGGGAACGAAAGAAGUGGACGCCCAGUGAUGAUAUUCUGCUGAUCAGCUCGUGGCUCAACACGAGCAAAGAUCCAAUUGUUGGCAACGAGCAAAGGUCAGGCACAUUCUGGACGAGAAUUGCAGCGUACUAUGCCGCUAGUCAGAAGGUUGCUGGCUGCGAAGAGAGAGAGGCUGGUCACUGUAAACAACGCUGGCAUAGGAUCAACGACUUGGUCUGCAAAUUCUGUGGCUCCUACGAAGCUGCUAAAAGAGAGAAGACUAGUGGCUGCAAUGAGAAUGAUGUGCUCAAAAAAGCACAUGAAAUAUUCUACAAUAACUAUAACAAGAAAUUUAAUCUCGAGCACGCUUGGAAAGAGCUGAGGAACGACCAGAAGUGGAGUGACCAAUCUUCUGCAAAAAACGAGGGAAACUCUAGCAAGAGGAAGGGUGAUGAUGGUGGAGAAACAUCGAACUCCCAAGGUACUGAACCCAAGCGUCCCGCGGGUGUUAAGGCGUCAAAGGCCUCUGGGAAGAAGAAUAUGGUGGAGGAGAAAGCGCUUAAAGAGUUUGAAAGUAUGUGGGCUAUUAAACAACAGGACUUGGCCGCCAAGGAUAAGUUGUCGAGGAUGAGACUACUUGAAUCUCUGGUUUCAAAAAAGGAGCCUUUAGCCGAGUAUGAAGAAGCCUUAAAGAAGAAGAUCAUCAGUGACAUUAUGUUUAAUUAGCGUCAGGACAGUGUGAAAAGAUGGAGCAAUGGGAGUGGAAUAAUCACGGAGUCUCUGUGGUCUUGCGGUCUUGGCGUCUUGUGUCACGGAGUGAAAGUGUAGUAGGUCUUGCGGUCUUGGAGUCUUGUGGUCUUGAAGUCUUGUUGUCUUGGAGUCUAGUGGUCUUGGAGUGUUGUAGUACUUGUAGUACUUGUGUCACGGAGUAAAAGUUUCUAGUGGAGUCUAGUAGUCUUGUAGUGUUGUUGUAGUCUUCUACUACUUGUGUCACGGGUCUUGUAUCAGACUUUGGUCCCAAUCUCUAUAUAUUAAGUCAUGUUGCGUUAAUGUUUUAUUCACAAUCUCUCUAUCUCACUCUCUCACUUUCGAACCAAGGUUGCAAAUAUCACAAACCAAUCUCAUUCUCUGUCUCUUUCUAUACCAAUCUCACUCUCUGUUUCUCAGCAAUCUCAUUCUCUCGUUCUCACUAAUCACCUUAAACCAAACACAUUAUCUCGUUCUCACCGAUCACCUUAAACCAAACACUAUAACCAAAACCUUAAACCAAACACAUUCUCUCGUUCUCACCAAAAACCUUAAACCAAACACUAUAACUCGUUCUCACCAUUCCCAUUAAACCAAACACAUUCACUGCCAAAAAAAAAUUAACCAAUUCCUAAUCUCUCGUCCUCACCAAACAAAACUCAAAAAAUGGCAUCUUCUUCUAAUAACACAUUUGAUGGAUCAAUUGAUGAUACUUUUGAUCAACAAUUUGAUCAACAUUUUGAUCAACAAUUUGAUCAAUAUUUUGAUCAAACGUUUGAAAAUUUUCCCACCAAUCAUGGUAAUCAAGAAAGCGAGAAAAAAAAGAAGAAAAAAAGAAUUUAUAUCGAAAGGAAUCGUGAAGAAGGUGAUAGACGUUUGUGGGAUGAUUAUUUCAGCGAAACCCCAACAUAUCCUCAUAAUCUAUUCCGACGACGCUUUCGAAUGAACAAGGGAUUGUUCAUGCGUAUCGUUAAUCGACUCUCCAAUGAAGUUGAAUUCUUUCAACAAAAGAGAGAUGCUCUCGGCAGGCUUAGUCUCUCUCCACUUCAAAAGAGUACAGCAGCCAUUCGUGUUUUGGCAUAUGGUAAUGCGGCUGAUGGGGUCGACGAAUACCUCCGUCUCGGUGCAUCUACUACUCUCUCAUGUUUGGAAAAUUUUGUGGACGGAAUAAUUUCUUUAUUCAGCGAAGAGUACCUAAGAAGACCAACACCUGCCGAUCUUCAACGUCUACUUGAUAUUGGUGAGUACCGUGGCUUUCCCGGGAUGAUAGGAAGCAUUGAUUGUAUGCAUUGGGAAUGGAAGAAUUGUCCCACCGCUUGGAAAGGGCAAUAUUCUCGGGGUUCGGGCAAACCAACAAUUGUUUUAGAGGCGGUUGCUUCAUAUGAUCUCUGGAUAUGGCAUGCGUUUUUCGGACCGCCAGGUACGUUAAAUGAUAUCAAUGUUCUUGAUCGCUCACCUGUUUUUGAUGACGUAAUCCAAGGUCAAGCUCCGCAAGUGACAUACUAUGUCAAUGGAAGAGAGUAUCGUAUGGGUUACUAUCUCACCGAUGGUAUUUAUCCGAAAUGGUCAACAUUUAUCCAAUCAAUUCCAUUACCACAAAGUCCGCAAGCAGUUUUAUUUGCUCAACAACAAGAAGCUGCCCGAAAAGAUGUCGAGCGUGCUUUUGGAGUCCUGCAAGCUCGCUUUGCCAUUGUUAAAAAUCCAGCACUUUUUUGGGAUAAAGCUAAAAUUGGAAAGAUUAUGAGAGCUUGUAUCAUACUCCAUAAUAUGAUAGUAGAGGAUGAAAGAGAUGGAUACUCUCUAUUUAACGUUACAGAGUUCCAAGAAGCAGAAGAUAACGGGAGUUCACAUGUCGAUCUUUCGUAUUCUACAAAUAUGCCAUCAAAUAUCAGCAAUAUGAUGGAUGCUCGAAGAAGAAUUCGUGAUAGACAAUUGCAUCAACAAUUGAAAGAUGAUUUGGUUGAACAUAUAUGGCAAAAAUUCGGACAAAGCAACAACUAAGCUGUGAUGCUUCUCUCAAAUUAUCCCACUUUAUUUGAAUAAUGUUUGUUUCAUGUUUUAUUUACAAAUCAAUGUUUAAAAUGUUAUCUUUUAAUAUGUUUUGUUUAAUUUUUUUUUUUUUAUAAAUAUUAAUUUUUAAUUUCUAAGAAUCUUUAUUUAAGAGACUAGCAUUGGAACACAUUAAAUGCUGUCGUCUCUUAACCAGAUCUCUUAGUACACAAUUACUAUUAAAUAUUAGUUAUGAUACUCAUAAUGGGUUUUUGGGUUGUACAUGCUCUAAAUGUGGUGUGAUUUUCAUUCACUCCUCGUUAGCCUUUUAUGAAAAUAUUGUAAUACUGUGAAAUUAUAUCUAAAACUCGUGACACCGGUUUAUAGGUUAGAUGUAUUUUAUCUUAUCCAGCGACAUAAACAGGAUAUCUUGACAUGAUGAGAUAAGAAAAUGUACUGGUCCUUGUAAAUUUGGACCGCAUGUCGGCCAAAAAAUCGUUUUGACUGAUAUAUUAAGCUCAACUUUUUUUUGUACCCGCAAAUUUAAAACGCUCAAAUAUUUGUUAUAACGCCAUCAAAACAGUGAUCAUUAUUCAAAAUUUAACUUAUAUGUGAUAUUUCCACUCGACUCAAUUAAAAUAGAAAUAAGCCAAGCUAAAAAAACAAAUGGUGACAUCAGAAGAAGGAAAAUCAAAAUGAUGAAUAAAGGGUGGUCAUGAUCCUAUGAGUCCCAUUAAUAUUUAUAUAUAUACACUUGAUAUUUGUUGCUUCUACAGUUUACUAUUCAUUUUUCACAUACAGCAAGAGUAAAAUUUUAAACGUGUCAAAAUAAAUCGUUGAGGUAGCACUCAGCAGAUCUAAUAAGUGGAUUGCCUCGAAUCAUAUUAACCCUGGGUUACUCUCGAGUACUGACAAGUAGAUAACGCCAAAGAAAAUGAUGUAAAAGGCCAAUAAUGGACUGUAAUAAAGGUGUGGUUCAGUACUCAUCGUGAAGGCGUAUCUAAUAUCUUCUUUCCCCAGCUACACGACUAAUUUACUCAAGUGCACCGUAUUUUUCUUGUACACGUAAACUAUUUAUAAGUCUACAUAGUUGUACAAUUGUAUAGUAUUUUAUACACUGUGCGUAGGUAAAUACGUAUGGCUCGUGUGGUGGUCCCCGCAGAAACCAAAGGUAGAGCCGUGUGGAGGGACCUCCCCCAAGUAAAACGAUAACCACACGGUAUCAGAUCCCUUGUCACUUUCUUGAAUUCAGUGGCGCCCUUUAACUCUAAAGGAACCUCCCCUAAAUAGAUACAGAACUAAUAUUCAUUUGUUUUUAAUAAAAAGUUGAUUUAAUCUUUUUGAUUGUGUUUCAAAAAAAAAAAAAAAAAAAUCUUUUUGAUUAUUGACUAGGUUUCGAAACGCGUAAUGACUUCUUCUUCUAGUACAGCCAAACAAGUAUGGUGUCUAUGUAUUUGCUGCGUAUAAGAUCGUAAAGCCCGUCUUUGGGUCAAGUCGAUGGAACCUAUACUUUAAGUGAAUAUUUUCUUAACUUUUCUUGACAGAAUUUCAGAUUUGAAGAUUCAAAUUAUCAUGUUUAUAAUAUUUCCAUUUUAACGAAGCGGCCAUUCUUUCUUUAGCCUUUGAAAUUUCGGAACCAAUACAAACCAUGACCCAUGAUGUCAUUAUACUUUUACCAAAAAAAUGAUGUCAUUAUACUGAAAAAUAGCUAAAGCUUUUAAUAGUGAUAUUAAACUUAGUUGUUGGCUGCUGAUCCAUAAGAAAUUGUUGGCAUAUGAUUUGCUUAAAGAAAAACCAGUGAAUAAUAUACGAAUUCGUUCAUUUUAAUUCAUCUGUACUUAACACUAUUAUAUAGAAAGGUAAGGGUGGAUGAGACUGAUGCUGGUUAAAUAACAUAAUGAUAUAUAAUUUUUUUGCAAUUUUUUAAAUAGAAGUUUUAGUUUUUAUCCAUUUCUUAUACUUUUUUUUCGUCAACACAAUUCUAUUGAUUUAUACAAGGAGUUCAUGAUCUUUUUAUUUUUGAACAGAGGAGGAGUUCAUGAUCUAAACUCUGGUUUUUGACUAUAUACAAGUUGAAUGAAUGUAUGUAUCAAAAUCAGAUAAGCUACAUCCACUUUUUA
Molecule: messenger RNA, 5414 nt
Organism: Brassica napus (rape)
Lineage: Eukaryota; Viridiplantae; Streptophyta; Magnoliopsida; Brassicales; Brassicaceae
Product: glutathione S-transferase T2-like
Exons: 2
Coding region: 1972-3306 (444 amino acids)
Source: RefSeq, a predicted model, not a curated record